Macroventuria anomochaeta is the source of this 2856-nucleotide messenger RNA. RefSeq lists its product as uncharacterized. The coding region runs from base 1 to 2856 and encodes 951 amino acids. The record is from RefSeq and is a predicted model, not a curated record. NCBI's taxonomy places the organism in Eukaryota, Fungi, Ascomycota, Dothideomycetes, Pleosporales, Didymellaceae. The transcript has 2 exons.
AUGUUGGGCAGCGUCCUCCUCCCCUCGUCGCUCCAGUCGCACUCGACCAAGCCGUCGUCGGGCACGCGACGCAACACUUAUACCGGCACAGGCACGCCGACCUUGCCUCCCCGCCGCAGCUCGCUGAGCACCGCGCCCGCCGCCCAGACGGCGCCCCUCCAGCUCAAAAGCGUCACUCUCUCCGGCGGCAUGGACUCGCGGCACUACCGCUCCUCGUCGCCGCGGCGCUCCUACAACCCGGCCCGCGCGUCGACGGGCACCUUCGCUGAUCCCUACUCCUCCGCCUACGACUACUCCAGCUACCGCCCCAGCUCGCCCCGCUCGAGCGCCGACCGCAUCUCGGGCUCCUCCCACCACCACUCGAGCCCGUCCUACGGCGGCUAUGCGCCCAGCAGCUCCUCCAGCUCCCGCGCGAGCGCCCUCAAAUACGACUCGGGCUACGGCCAGACACGCCCUCGACGAAACACCGAGGACCGCACGAGCAGACCGAAUAUCGCAUCGCUGACCUCGCUGCCCCUCCGCACGCCUUAUACCCAAGACCACCGCCCCUCGAGCCCACUCACACAGUCCCGCACACCCCACGGCCACGGAGACACAUACAUUACUCACGGCUCUUCGCGGCAGGACGGCACCUCGAGCCACAAGAAGAUCUACAGCGUUGACAGCAGCCACACAGCCAAGCUGGUCGCUGAGACAGACACGGUCGAGUCACCGCGGCACCGGGACAGCGGCUAUGGCGGUGUCACAAGCGGCCGCAGCAGCUACCACCCAAGCAGCAGCAAGCCUUCCCGCCACGCCGAUCUGGGUGACAAUGGCUACUCGUACACCGACCCCGCCAGCAUGUACCGCGACACCGAGCCAGCCUGGCCGCGCCCACGUGCCGGCAGUGUGGAACGCGGCUCCCGUCCCAGCAGCAUGGUUAUCGACCGUCCGCCUCGAAGCUCCACUCGUGACCUAGGCCCGCCUCCCUCCACUCGUGGCUUUGAUAAGAUCAACAACAGCAUUCCAAGGCCCGGCCGGUCGAACUCGAUUGAGCGACGUGAAGCUCCCUCCCGGUACCAGGACCCGUACGCCUCCGACUCUGCACCACACCGUUCGUCUUCGACACGACACGCGCCAGCCGUUCACCAGGAGGCGCACCGUGAGCCUCGUCGAGCCGAGACCUAUGACGAUUAUGGACGUGGCAGGGAGGCUGAAAACAAGCGCCACAGCACGCUUGACCGUGGCUUUGAAGACCGGGAGGUAGCUUCUCGUGGCUUCGGAAUUGCGACAGGCAACCCCACCCUCGCUCAGGAUCCGUAUGCGCUCGACCGACAGCCCAUCCACCCGCCUUACGAGACACAAAGAGCCCCCCCAGUCGAGCAUGCACCUUCCGCUUAUCACUCCGACCGAGGCGCGGAGGCUCGAAUGCCUGAGCCGCGCCGCCCCGAAAGGCCAGUGUCCACCUACGAUUCGUAUGACCCACCUCGUUCUGAACGCCCUCGCACCGAGCACAAACGUGAGAACAGCCGUGACAGCCGCGCGGUUCCUGUGGCAGCUGGCGCCAUCGCUGGUAUGGCGGCUACUGCUGGUAUUGCUGCUGCACAUGGCAAGGCCAAAGAGAGGGAGCGGGAAGAGCGAGGAUCAUCCGAAGAGCGUGAGAGGCAAAAGCGGAGAGAGUACGAUGAGCGAGACAGGCGCGAUGACCGAUACGAUGACCGCGAGCGACGAGACGACAGGCGCAGCAGCAGAUUGCCCGAAGAACGCCGUGAGCCUGAGCGCCGAGAAGCUCUACCUCCUCCUCCUCCUCCUCCUCCUCCGCCACCACCAUCUCAGCCUCCGUUUGCUCCUCCUGUUGCCGCUCCUGCACCCGCGUAUGCGAUGGCUCAGGAAGCUGAGCGACCGAUCUCACGUGAUCGUCCAUACCCCAACGAGGAGAACCCGCCACCCAAGCCUCCUCGCAAGACCUCACCAGAGGGAAGUGAUGCCGAGAGACCUCGUCACUACGCUGAGCGCGAUUCGGACCGCAGCCGUAAGGAGCCUGUGCCUGCAGCUAUUGACCCUGAUGAGGAGUACCGUCGUCGUAUUGCGCAAGUAGAGAAGGAGGCAGAGCAAAGCCGCCGGGCUGCGGCAGACCGUCAAGACAGUGAUUCGGAUGGUGGACGCGACCGACGACGGCGUCGCGACCGAGCAGACCGUGAGCGUUCGCGCUCCAGAUCACGAGGUCGAGACGAGCGCCGUGAGCGUUCCCCGCCUUCCCAAGCACUCUCCCGCUACAACGACCGCAAUCUGGUUGAAGAGCCAGAAUCCAUCGACAAGCUCAACCCUGACGCCCCCGGCAAGAGCGUACAAAUCGUUGUACCCCGCAAAGACCAGUCCCCACCUCUGAAGGGCAUCCUCCGUAAGCCCACAGAGAAGUUCCCCGAAGACCCCGAGCCCAUUCGUGAGGGCGUAGCCCCGCACAAGGACUCUCUCAAGGGCAAGGACAUCCCCGUCGGCGCCCGCUGGACUCGCAUUGACCGCAAGCUUGUCAACCCUGAGGCUCUUGAGCGCGCCAAGGAGCGAUUUGAGGAGCGUAUGGAUUGUGUCAUCGUGCUGAGGGUCUUGACGAAGGAGGAGAUCCAGAAGCUUGCGGAUAAGACCAAACAGAUCCGUGAAGAGCGAGAAGAAGAGUACGAGCGUGAGCGUCGAGACCGUGAUCGGAGCCGCCACCGCAGCCGCAGGGACGAUGGUGACGAACGUGACCGCGACUAUGACCGCGACUACGACCGCGACGGACGCCGCAGACGUCGUGAUGAUGAGAGCGACUACGAUGAUCUGCGCAGUGAGAGGGACAGGGAGCGAGACCGUCCGAAGAUGUUGGAGCCUGCUAGGUGA